Messenger RNA from Plasmodium coatneyi, 1305 nucleotides. RefSeq lists its product as uncharacterized. Bases 1 to 1305 code for a protein of 434 amino acids. Lineage: Eukaryota; Apicomplexa; Aconoidasida; Haemosporida; Plasmodiidae. The record is from RefSeq and is a predicted model, not a curated record. The transcript has a single exon.
AUGUCUACCACUUUGCUUUUCCUGUUAAUAGUCCGCUUAACUCUUUCCUUAUCGCCUCACAGCGCCAAGACGGCGAAUCCGCAAACAAUAAAAGAUGCAGAUUUUGAAAUUACGUACGAACCGAAUGGCAGGGAACUUCACGUUGGCAGCCUUAACCAGGAAAAGCGCAACAACUACAGCUACCAGAUAAAUGAGCAGUGCGAAAUAAUUCACUCUCUCGAAAGAAUCGAUGAUAAAAAUGCUCUCUUGUGUAAGAACAAAAACAAAUGUGAAUACCUCACAAAUUAUGUGUUCCAAAGUCUGGGCAUAGAAACCGUCCCAGAAGAAGACUUCUCAAAUUUAACUCCGCUACUUAACGCAGAAGGUGAGGAAAAAGAAAAAUGCAACAAAGAAGUGCAGCUAAAUGAAAACAUCAAAUGCAUGUGCUGCAUCAAACAGGUCGAAAGCAGCGAAGUGGAAAAAAUAAAUGACGAGUUAAACCCAGGGCAAACAACCAAAAAUGGUGCGUACCCCUUCAGUGACUGCAAAUGUAUUCUAAAAUAUCAAGUAGACGAUGACCACGCCUUAAAUGCCGAUAAAUGUAAAAACUUCAUCUGCAACAGUGGGAUUUGCACACUGCAAAUGGAUGGACAACCCCUCUGCUCCUGCGAGGAGAACCAUUAUUUCGACAAAAGAGUUAAUGCGUGCGUAAGACAUCAAGAUGGAGUGAACGAAGGGGCAAGCCAGGCUACCAUGGAUGAACCUCCCCAUGUAACAUAUGAGAGCGACUCGAAUGAAAACGAAAUAUCCGACGAUCAUGAACAGGGGGACCAUAACCCGAUAGUUAAUGAUAACCAAGAUGACGACAGCAAUACACAUUCUAAUCACGCGCAAGGAAGCCCAGAUAACCACGAAAAUAGAAACCCAAGCAAUGCGUUCACCGAUGAGUGUCCAAUAAAUCACGUAAGAAAUAAACAGGGGGAGUGUCGAACCAGGGAAAGCAACUCAACCGAGAAUAUUUGCCUCAGAGUAGAAUGUUUCGUCAAUUCAGACCCACCAGAAUGUGCAUGUGUAGAUAAAAAUGGGCAAAAAAUAGAAAAAGCUAUAUUCGAUGUUUCCCACAUAACAAUGUGCACCCUCAACAAUAUAAACUGUGACUACGGGACAUGCAAUAACUCGCCAAAAAAAGGAGAACUCGCAUGCAUUUGCAAUAAAAAGUAUAAAUAUAACAGCUCUUUGAAGGUAUGCAUUGGUUACGCCGCAGCACGUCUUCUUAGUUGGGUUCUCAUCAUCUCGCUGUUCGGCAUAAUCGCAACUGCGCUGUGA